AUGACUAAGAAGAAACCUCGCGGUGACGACCUUCAACUGAUCACUGUCGUAGGAUCUGGGACGGCCGUUGGGAAUGUUGAGCCGCAGGAGGAUGAGCCUGGUACUAGGGCCUAUGACUUCGGUUACUCCUUUAAAGGUACAGGGAAACAUAUCAUGGAGGAGCAGAGAGCUUGUGCCGACUUCUUUUCUCUUGUCCAGCCGAACGACCGCUUUAAGCUCCCUGACAUAGAUCAUAUGCUGCAAGGCCAGAUUGAGUCGUUAAAGGGCUCGUUGGAUGAGCUAGCGGCUAAGGUGGAACAAGCCCGGCUGAGGAAUCGAGAAUUCGGAGAAGAGGUCGUCGCUGCUUAG
Molecule: messenger RNA, 348 nt
Organism: Arabis nemorensis
Lineage: Eukaryota; Viridiplantae; Streptophyta; Magnoliopsida; Brassicales; Brassicaceae
Source: the annotation of a GenBank genome assembly